This is a messenger RNA of Bactrocera neohumeralis, 2844 nucleotides long. RefSeq lists its product as uncharacterized. Gene Ontology annotation, cellular component: extracellular region. Lineage: Eukaryota; Metazoa; Arthropoda; Insecta; Diptera; Tephritidae. Gene Ontology annotation, molecular function: chitin binding. The record is from RefSeq and is a predicted model, not a curated record. The coding region runs from base 1005 to 1601 and encodes 198 amino acids. The transcript is spliced from 4 exons.
UACAAAAAACGAAAACAAAAAUUGAUUCGUCCUAUAGAAUAACAGCCCAAAACAAUUCAAAUUAAUAUCGUAAAAAUUGUCGCCCAUUGUAAGACACGAAAAACAAAAGCAAAGACGCACAGUGCUACCCACAACUUUUAUUUUUACAAGGCACAAACAAUUCACAGCGCAACAGAAGCAACAACAACAUGUGUGCAAAAGCAAACAAGUGAAAUAUAGCGAAACCUGUUCUCAUUGCAACUACUGCGCAUGCGCAACGCUUCUGUAAUUGACGGCAACAACAACAACAAUUGCGUCGACGCCAGCAACAACCUCAACCAACAUUCGCGUCACCUCGCAUAUCGCGGCCCGUCAUCGCGUUUAUUUUUGUUGUAGUGUUUUUUCUCUUUUUCUUCAAUAAUAAUCACCGCAUGUGAAUGUGAUUUUCGCGCACGUGUAUAUGUACAUACGUAUGUGUAUGAGUGUGUAUGCACCCAUGUGAAUUUGUGGAAUUGUCCUACCGCAACAACACAAGUCGCCAACACUCACUGCAUGUGAUUGCUUGUGACAACAGCAAAUAGCAACAACAAUAAUUGCAGUGCAAUAACAACAGCAACAAGAUAUCACGACGUCUGGCCACAACAACAACACGACGCGACCACAGCCCGAGCAUUACAUAACUUUCAAGUUGUUCACUUAUUGUUGUUAUUGCUUGCUGCUUUUUUCAAUUUUAUCUCUCAUUGUGUUCACUCUAGUGUCUACUUGAAUUUGUCACUCCUUCGAUAAUUGUGUCACAUUAACCCAAUUCUCGGCUUUCUUCACACACAUACAGAGACACACACCCGUUUAAUUGACGUUUGUUUUAUUGCAUUGGAUUGAUUUGAGCGUUGUGCUCCAUUUGCGGUCGAUUAAUUUGUUAAAUUGUUUACAUUUAUUUACACCGUUAUUUAUCGUUGGCGUUUUUGUGGCGUUCGGCUUUAUUGGCAUUUGUUUUGAAGGCGUAUUGAAAACUAGUUGCAGUGACAAUGCUGAAAAUGUAUAAAGCGACGGCGAUACUAUUGAUCCUCUUCGGAUAUCUGCUCAUCACAGAUUGCAGUGAAACAACACGCACAAAGCGGGCCAAACGCCCACGUGCCCCAGAACCGGUGAACUUCGAACCGGAACCACAACAAGAUUUGGAAAAUGAAGAGAGCGGCAGUCAAGAGAAGGAUAUACCUGAAAUACCGACGAAUUUCCUAAGUCCCUCUGUACGAGAAUAUCUUGAAUUGGGCAAGUCGAUACCUGGCCGUCCCGGUGUCGACUAUCCCAUACUCUCAGCCAUUCCAUACACGAAUUUCUACUGCGAUGAGCAGCCAUAUCCGGGCUUUUUCGCCGACAUGGAAACCAGGUGUCAAGGCUGGCACUAUUGCGACAUUGAUGGACGACAAGCCUCCUUCUUAUGUCCAAAUGGCACACAAUUUUCACAAGCCGUCUUUGUGUGCGAUUGGUGGUUCAACGUCCGCUGUGAUCUGUCGCCACGUCUUUACGCUAUCAAUGCACGACUCUACCAGCGCCCCAAGGUGAAUCCUACACGACCACAUCGCAUCAUUACGAAGGAGCUGGUCGAUGACAUCUUCAAUUAAGCGGUACUGGGUGACAGCAAAGAUAGUAAAAAAAAAAGUAGCACGAAAGAGACAAAAAAUGAAGGAGGAGAGAGGGAGAUAAAAUGCGAAAAAGAUAGAUAUGUGAGGCAAAAUAGAGAGAAAAGAUGAACGAGAAAGAGAGAGAAAAUGAUAAAUAGAGCAAAAAUAAAGAGAUAUAAAAAAAGAGAAACAGAGAGAAGAAAGGAGGAAAGAUAGAGAAGAAGGUUAUAAAGGGCGAGAGAGAAAGAGAGAAAAAAUUAAAAGAAAGAGACAAAAAAAGAAAAAGGAAGUAAGAUGGAGAAAGAGAGGGAGAAAUAGAGAGAGAGAAAGAGAGAGAGAGAGAGAAAGAGAGAGAGAGGAAGAAAUAGAGAGAGAGAGUGAGAAAGAGGGAGAAGAAAUGAAAAAAACGAGAGUAAAAUGCAUUGCCAGAUGAAAACAAGUGAGGGAAGAGCGCUUUAGCGUAGAUUUGUGGGCUAUGAGGGUUAUUUAAGUUAAAAAAAAUUCGAUUUCAAGUAUUGAGUGACAAAAUAUCCAACGGUGCAUAGUAUUAAAAUGAAACUCAAAAAUGUUGCAAUCCUAAUUCGGUGCAAUCGUGAGAAGUGCAGUUACAAAAUAUGCUAAGAAUAUAUUUUAAGUACAUCAAGUGUAUAUUUAGUGCUCUAAUCAUAAAUCGGAACUAUAAAUAUGUAAUGGAGUGUUACAUAAACUAUUUUUUAGUAAAUAAAUUAGUAUUGAUCUACAUACUUUCUAAUGUAAAAUAUUAUGAAACCAAUAAUUUAGCAUAAAAGUGUGUAAUAUAAAAAGAUAAUUUUAGUUUUUUAGUUUAAUAUUACAAAAAAAAACAAUAUUUAAUACUAUUUUUAGUGAAUUUGUAUAUAGUUAUAUAGCAAUAUAAUCAAUGUGUCUUCCAUCGCGGUCAACUGCUUGCAUUAACGUACAGAUACAUAAUAUUGUAUGCAUAAAUAUUUAGUAUUUAUAUGUAUAUUUUAACUUUAAAUGCACAUAUUAUAUUGUCUAUAUAAACACACUACUCCUUCCUUUCCCUUCUCAUUAAACAUUUUGUCACUUUGUAGUUUCAUUGCAUUUAAUUUAUAUUUUAAGUUAAACUACUCUCCUGUUUAAACUAUUCUGCAGUUAGUUUAAGCCGUUACCUGGUUUGAAAUGUUGAAUAAAACUUAUUAGCGAGCGCGCAGAUAUUUUGUUUUUAACUUUGUCUAUUUAAUAAUAUUUUUUGUUUUCAAAA